This is a messenger RNA of Anarrhichthys ocellatus (wolf-eel), 5221 nucleotides long. It is a transcript of the gene fxr2, whose product is annotated as FMR1 autosomal homolog 2. Gene Ontology annotation, molecular function: translation regulator activity; mRNA 3'-UTR binding. NCBI's taxonomy places the organism in Eukaryota, Metazoa, Chordata, Actinopteri, Perciformes, Anarhichadidae. The record is from RefSeq and is a predicted model, not a curated record. Gene Ontology annotation, biological process: positive regulation of translation; regulation of translation at presynapse, modulating synaptic transmission; mRNA transport. The transcript has 17 exons. Gene Ontology annotation, cellular component: nucleus; cytoplasmic stress granule; neuron projection. Bases 669 to 2693 code for a protein of 674 amino acids.
UCCACUCUAUCGGCGUGUGUUUGUGGGGACGGGUAGUUGGAGUAGGAGUCGCCGGGCGGCCGUGCAUCUCAAACGAUUUGUGGGAAAGAAACGCCAAUGAAAAUUGCACCACAGGCUGAAGAAACGACCCCCACUGACGACUUCUGUGAAAUUUUUCAACGUGACGACUGCGCCACACGCACAACCAACAAACGCAACCAGGCUAUCAAAUGCUAGUCAGCUAGCAUCUCUGAAAACUGACGGGAUCAAGGUGUUUAUAGCUAGCCUCCCAGCUAAUUAUCCAUCAGCUAGCAUCCUCCUGCCGUAGCAUCAUUAGCUUCGUUUUCCUCCUCGCGCACGUCGAGACUUCCCCCAUUGCUCGUGGCGGUGCCUUUCAGCUGCCGACCAACAAUCCCACUUUCAGACAAAAGCGGACAACGGAGCCUCCUAACUAGCUGCUGCUGGAGACCUCGUCUGCGUUGCAUUAGUGUGCCCCAUCACACCCAUCAUCUCCCCAACCCUUCACCUCUGCCCCUCUCCCUCCACCCGAAACACUGGAAAUCCACAACCGGCCGGAGCGGCCGGAUAGCGGCGAAGGGCCAGCUAAGCUGGGGGUGGUCACGUUACCGGACUCCCCGGGAGUCCUACCGGCCACAGAGAAGCUCAGCUGUGGGGAACUACCGACCAGUAUGGACGGGCUGGCCGUGGAAGUUCGCGGCUCGAAUGGGGCCUUCUACAAGGGUUACAUCAAAGAUGUCCACGAAGACUCGCUCACAAUUGUUUUUGAAAACAACUGGCAGCCAGAGAGACAGUUGCCCUUCAGCGACGUGCGGUUGCCUCCUCCAGCCGAAUACCACAAGGAGAUUGGUGAAGGAGAGGAGGUGGAGGUUUACUCGAGGGCCAACGAACAGGAGCCAUGUGGCUGGUGGUUGGCCCGAGUCCGUAUGAUGAAGGGAGAGUUCUAUGUGAUAGAAUACGCCGCAUGCGACGCCACAUACAACGAGAUUGUCACAGCGGAGCGCAUCAGGCCCCUCAACCCCAACAGUCCUUCCUCUCGAACCUCCUUCCACAAGGUCCCCAUCCCGAUCCCAGAAGACCUGAGGGACAUCUGUGAAAAUGACAACAUUCACAAAGAAUUCAGGAAAGCAAUCGGAGCCAACUGCAUCUUCUACAGUGCCCAAACACACGAACUCAUUGUGCUGUCUACAAAUGAAACCACAGUAAAGCGUGCGUCUCUUCUGAGCGACAUGCAUUUCCGCAGCAUCCGUACCAAGCUUAUGUUAAUGUCCCGCAACGAAGAAGCCACCAAACAUUUGGAGACCAGUAAGCAGUUAGCAUCAGCGUACCAGGAGGAGGUGAAGGUCAGGGAGGACCUGAUGGGCCUCGCCAUCGGCUCCCAUGGUGCCAACAUCCAGCAGGCAAGGAAAGUUGCCGGUGUCACAGCGAUCGAGUUGGAGGAGGAAAGCUGCACGUUCAGGAUCUACGGAGAGAGCCCAGAGGCAGUAAAGCAGGCUAGAGAGUUUCUAGAAUUCAAAGAAGACUACUUUCAGGUACCCAGGAACCUUGUAGGCAAAGUCAUCGGCAAGAGCGGCAAAGUCAUUCAGGAGAUCGUGGACAAGUCGGGCGUGGUCCGUGUGCGGAUUGAGGGAGACAACGACAAAAAGCUUCCCCGGGAGGAGGGAGGCAGGCAGGCGGCAAGCAGGGACGACACUGCCGGCAACAAAGAGGGCCUGGUUCCCUUCGUGUUUGUGGGAACUAAAGAGAACAUCAGCAAUGCUCAGGCUCUGUUGGAGUACCAUGUGUCCUACCUCCAGGAAGUGGAGCAGCUGCGCCUAGAGCGUCUCCAGAUUGACGAGCAGCUCCGUCAGAUCGGGGUUGGGUACCGCGCACCUGCUAAUCGGACCGGGGGCCCCGGUGUCGAACGGGAGAAAGGCUACUUGACAGAUGAGAGCAGCAACUCACUCCACAACUCUCGUACCUACGGGGGCCGCGGCAGAGGGCGUAGGGCCUCCAACACCCAGUACUCUGGAUAUGGCACAAACUCUGAACUGUCCAAUGCUUCUGAGUCGGAGGAGGUUAGCGAGCGAGAGCAGCGGCCCCGCGGCAUUGGCGGAGAUGAGAGAGGCUCCCGACGGGGCGGCAGGGGCCGAGGCUCUAACUCAGGACGAGGCCGCGGAGGGCCGGGGUCCAAGCCUUCCAACUCCAUCAGCUCAGUGCUGAGGGAUCCAGACAGUAACCCAUACUCCCUGCUGGAGGGUGAGGGAGAGCUCGCUGACGCAGACACCAGUGACGGCGUGGGAGACCGCCGCAGACGCUCCCGACGCCGCCGCAACGACCAGGAGCCCAGCGUGAUGGACGCUGCCACGGAGUCGGACAGCCAGGCUGGCCCCAGCGAGAACGGACUGGAUGAUGAGGCGCGACCUCAACGCCGCAACAGAAGCCGCCGCCGUCGUAAUCGUGGCAACCGCCCAGAGGGAGGUUCAGCCAGCCGUGACAGACAGCCCGGUGAAAGUGUGACUGUUGCUGACUACAUAUCCCGUGCUGAGUCCCAGAGCAGACAGAACCUGCCACAGAAGGAAAACCACGCUGGCCCCGAGCCCAAGGAGAACGGGACCAGCACCACUAAGGAUGAGCAAACGCCCUCCAAGGGUUCCCCCAGCAAAGGCAUGACCUCGGCCAGCGAGACCCUGACCUUGGUCAACGGGGUCUCGUAAAGAGACGGCUCUGCUCCUCGCGAACCCAAGUCUAGAGCAAGACUCCAUGGCAAACUCUGUCCCUGCUUGCAUUAACUUAAACCUUAAACAGAUGAGUGAAAAGUACCUGACAAAAUACCUGAAUUCAUACUAUGAGAGUGAAAAAGUACAAAAAAACGACAAACGCAUCUACUUAAAAACACACGUUACCGGUGUAUGCUAUCCUAUCUAUCAGUACUUAGUGCUUAUUUAAAAAAAAAACAAAAAAAAAAAACCUAGCUUGCCAAAAAAGAGCUGGUGGAUAUGACUUGAUUUUUAAAAAUACUGAAAUACGAGAAACAGGACGAGACUUUUUUUUUUUUCUUUGUUUUUGAAACGGUUGUCUUUAUUUGUGUAUUUUCGUUAUGUUAAUUUCGUUCAUUGUUUAUCACUGGUUUGGACUUGGCGGUCGCUCUCUCAACCAAAACAGACGCGUCUCUUAACAGUGUUAAAGUGCAGACUAGAGAGAUGUAAGCUGCAGGGAGCGGCGUACAAGCAGUCCAAUAGCUUAUGUGACACGAUGUCCGCACACUGAACCUGGGUGGAGACAGACAGACUGGGAUAUGGAUAGACAUUGUGCCUUGAAUUUGAAAAAAAAAAAAAAAAUAAUAAAAAAAACUUGAGUUUUUCCAGUUAAGUUUGUUUUUGUUUCCCAAGAGGAAGAAAAAGAGCGAGGUAUUCUAUCAGGUUUUUUUUGGGAUGGGGUGGGGGGGUUGAGAAAAGAACAGAUGUGUGAGGGAGUGAGGAGUAAAAGGAGUGAAUAGAGGAUACAGAAGAGGAGAGAGUGGCUAGCCAACGCGAGGCAAAAAGAAGUCUGGUGCCAAACACGAAAUUCAAGGCGCUUGUCCUCAUUCCGUGUAGAAUGGACAGCGUAGGGGUCAGUGCGUGCGUGCACGUACAUACGUGUAUGUGUUUGUGUGUGCACAGUUGAGAUAUUUGGCAACCACAGAACAAAACUGGGAGGGGAGAGGUAACAAAACGUAAGGCAGCCCUGGGCGGGUCGCACGGUGAGGCGUCUCUACUUAUCGACAGGCCUGAGGGGUGUCUUCCUCCUCCUACCUGUUUGAGGUCUUUUGAGGGUCCAGGGUGGCUCCCAUACAGCCUUGUAAAACAGGACAGGCGGAGACCAGACCGACGGCAGACUUGAACUAUAGAUUUAGACUUAAAGAGAACUAUACCGUGCCUCUUUCUCAGUGUCGGAGGGGGCGGCGGUGCUAGCUUCCAGCCACACUAGUGUCUUGAUAAACCACUGCAGCGCACGGCUCCGGACGCACACGAGGGCGACCACCUUUCUGGGACGGGGCGCUGCUAGUUGGGGGGGAUGGGCCUGGACACUGCGGACUGUGGGGGAAUUGGGACAGCUUCAAAUGACAUGAGAGCCACGAGACACAGGUCCACACUCGCAGGACACAUACAUACACACCAGGUGCGUGUAGGUUGACGUGGUCGCCCGCAUGGCGCAAAGUAGAGGUCGGCAACAGGAGAACCGGGCGAAACGAGCGAGGUGUCGGUCUUGUACCCGGGCGGAUUGGGUUGUCAAAUGGGAGUACGAGAGGAAGUCGAAACCCUCAGUGGCUCUCUGCUCAUGUUGUUACUGUUGUCUUGGUUACCGCUCAAGUUUUUUUUUUGUUGCUAUUUCCACAUCUUAGAAAAAAAAAAAACAUGAAAUAAAAAAUUGAAGUGAAAUCAACCUAUUCUCUGGAGACGAACUUUGAUUUCUAUGUCUUGUGAGUUUGCAGUCUAUUUUUCUAACGUGCAUGGCCUUUAGUUAACGAGUAGUAGGUGGUGCCUGUCCUGUGCAUGAGGAAAAGGUGUUUAUUAAUCUGACUUACAAAGCCAUCGUUUCAUUCACUAGAAUUGCUGCUAAUGUACACAUUGAAUGUCCAACUAACGUAGAAACUCUACCUUGAAGAGAAACUAUUUGUGACUUCAAAAACAUUUCGCCCCCCCUCUCCCUCUCAUCUGCCCAGAACGCCCAUGUUUUUAUCGAUGGAUACGAGUCACAAGUUGUCGGGAGUCUCACAAAGUAUUACAUUUUACGAGGGCAACGUUGUGCAUGACACGCAAGCGUCCACAUGACCAAAGGUUUUGGAGAGACAGAUGAAUGGGAGUGUGGUUGAGAUGACCCAGAUGCUGCUGUCAUACAUUUCUGCUCGCCUGUAUGUUGUGUUUUUAUUAAAGAAUGAACGAGUACUUGAGUAUUUGUACCUUGGUUCAGUCGCAUGUGUGUGAGUGGAGGACCGAAGCCCCUAUCUGGUGUGUGUGUUUACCUUUAUACCUCAUUGUGUGAGUACUGUAUAUCCUUGUGUAUCUGUACCCCUUGCGUCCUGUUGAAAGACUGGUGUGUGUGUGUGUGUGUGUGUGUGUGUGUGUGUGUGUGUGUGUGUGCGUGUGCGCGCGCGCGUGGACGGAUGCUGGUUGUACAGUCGACUCCUCACUCUUGUCAGAUUUUGUCUCUGGUUUUCUCACUCAUGUUCUGAUGGCAAUAAAGGACUUUUCAUUGUUUGGUA